AUGCAAAGCUCCUUCUACACGAACAUCCAUCACCAAGAAAACGUCACUGAAAGCCUAACAACCACUCCGGAUCUCGUCUUGAACCAGACAUCAGACUGGGGACCCACGCGCGAUCCUCUGUAUAUAGUGAUACCCAUCACCAUUAUUUACGUCGUAAUUUUUUUAAGCGGUAUCCUGGGAAACAUCAGCACUUGCAUUGUGAUCGCUAGAAAUAAGUGUAUGCAUACGGCUACUAAUUAUUAUCUAUUCAGUUUGGCUGUUAGUGAUUUGCUGUUGUUGGUGUCUGGAUUGCCUCCUGAAGUGUAUUCAAUUUGGUCGAAGUAUCCGUAUGUGUUCGGCGAGGCGUUUUGUGUUUUACAGGGUUUAACAGCUGAAACGUCUGCAAAUGCCACCGUCCUUACCAUCACGGCCUUCACAGUCGAACGUUACGUGGCGAUCUGUCAUCCCUUCCUGUCACACACGCUAUCAAAGUUGAACAGAGCCAUCAAAUACAUCAUACUCAUUUGGGCCAUAGCGAUUGGACUUGCCAUACCGCAAGCCAUGGCAUUUGGAAUCGUCUGUGAGGUCUUAGCAAAUGGUUACAUCGUCGAAGACCACUGCGUAUGCAUGAUCAAAAGAGAGAUCAUUCCACACAACUUCCUAAUCUCCACUUUACUUUUCUUCGUAGCGCCCAUGUCCCUCAUUACGGUCCUGUACAUUUUUAUUGGGCUGCAGCUACGCAAAUCGACAGUGGGGCCCUCUAGAGGCAGCAGUAUAAAAAUGAAGCACCAGAAGGUGUACAAGCCGGUCGUGGCUUAUGUACAUCCGUCGACGCAGGUGCUGGUGAUGAACAGGGGUGACGAAAUGAGUCAACAGCAACAGUAUGGAAGUCAACAAGAAGAAGUGGAGGGCAGGAAAAAUUUUGCCAAGAAUGCGCAGGCUACCAAGCACGUUGUUAAAAUGUUGGUGGCUGUGGUGGUGGCAUUCUUCAUCUGUUGGGCACCGUUUCAUGCGCAGCGACUGUUGGCCAUUUACGGGGGUAGCGAAGAUACCGAAAAAACUUCCUACAUGAUCUUGACCUUCCAGAUUUUGACGUACAUUAGCGGAAUUUUUUAUUACCUAUCGACCACUGUGAAUCCCCUCCUGUACCACAUCAUGUCCAACAAGUUUAGGGAAGCUUUUAAGAAAACCUACAAGCACGUCUGCAGGAAAGGUCACAAACAGCCAGUAGUGGCGGCGGUUGGGGAGGAGGAUGUGGUGGUGGAGGAACCAGAGGCACUUCGCUCCGUCGUCUCGAAGAUGCAGUGGCGGCGCGUCUACAUGACCAUCGACGGCCGCUGGUUGUUUCCUUCAGAAGGCAGAAGAGGACGCCGCAGUCGCAUCAAGGUGAGGUAGUCGAAGGCUGUAUAUCGACCGAAAGGACCGCGAACGGAUUGGCGCAGUCAGUAG
Molecule: messenger RNA, 1428 nt
Organism: Psylliodes chrysocephalus
Lineage: Eukaryota; Metazoa; Arthropoda; Insecta; Coleoptera; Chrysomelidae
Source: the annotation of a GenBank genome assembly